AUGGAGAGGGCGAGCCCGGCGGCGGGGAAGCUGAACGCCGGCGGGCGCGGGGCGGGCGAUGGGCACGGACCCGCGGGGGGAGCGCAGCCGCGGGCGGCGGCGGGCAGCGCCGAGCCGGGAGAGCUCAUCGGGCGGGCGCUGGAUUUCAAGAGCGAAGGGGCUCAGUGCUACAAGGAUAAGAAAUUCCGGGAGGCCAUCGGCAAGUACCACCGCGCUCUCCUGGAGCUGAAGGCGCUGGUGCUGCUGCUGAGCCAGGAGCCGGCCGGGCAGCGCCCUCCCGCCGCCGCCGCCGCGGGGCUGAGCGAGGAGCAGCGGCAGGCGGUGGAGGCCAUCGAGGUUGACUGCUACAACAGCCUGGCAGCCUGCCUGCUCCAGGCUGAGCUGGUGAACUACGAGCGAGUCAAAGAGUAUUGCCUCAAAGUGCUUCAGAAAGAAGGUGAGAACUUCAAGGCCCUGUAUCGGUCAGGAGUGGCAUUUUACCACCUGGGUGACUUCAACAAGGCCCUCUACUACCUGAAAGAGGCAAGAUCUCGCCAGCCAACAGACACUAACGUCAUACGAUAUAUCCAGCUGACAGAGAUGAAGCUCAGCAGAUGUUCCCAGAGAGAGAAGGAAGCCUUGUGAAAAUGAAGCCGCUUCAGCUGAAGUGCCCAAGGGGGAACAUCUCCUUCCUAGAAGUUCAUUUGGUGGAUUUUCCUGUUUGCUCUGCCUCAUCCUCAUCCCCUUAUCCAUCCACUUUCCCUUGCUCUUCAUUGAAUUCCAGAUUUGAGAAAUAAGAGACUUAGGCACUGGCUAUGGCUGCUUGCCAGCUGGGGUAAUACCCCUUCCCCAGGGCAGGAGAGCACAAUGGCCACAGCCAGCCUGGUUCUGAGACAGUGUCACACACCUGGAGUUGGCAACGCUGAGGGACCUUCCUGGUCCUGAGCUGACUGCCUAUUAAUUACCCAUUAGGGAAGCAACCCCCAGAACAACACCAUCCUGAGCAGGCAAGUUGGAAACAGAGAGUUUCUGCUCCGAGUUAUCGCUGGAGCUUGGAAGAGUUAACCAAGACAGCUGCUGGUCAUUUCAUAGGGGACAGCAAAUGCCUUUUUACCAUCAGUUCCCUCUGCCUGCUUCUCCAGUGUGUGUUCUUGGUCUCCAGUGAGAGCUCACAUGCUCCCAGUGAAAACUGUUUCUAAACAUCUUCUUAAUGAAAGCACAGAGCACCCUAUGAACCUCCCCCCCAAUGCAGAGCUGUCCCAGGCUGUGGGCUCCCACAGAGGGCUGGAGGGACUGUGAAAGCAUGGUGUACAGUGUGAGGGAAAAACUGUGAAAUAACUCAUUAAAGGCAAAUAAAAAAUGAUUAA
Molecule: messenger RNA, 1346 nt
Organism: Colius striatus (speckled mousebird)
Lineage: Eukaryota; Metazoa; Chordata; Aves; Coliiformes; Coliidae
Gene: TTC9
Product: tetratricopeptide repeat domain 9
Exons: 3
Coding region: 1-624 (207 amino acids)
Molecular function (GO): protein binding
Source: RefSeq, a predicted model, not a curated record